Arachis stenosperma is the source of this 903-nucleotide messenger RNA. RefSeq lists its product as uncharacterized. The transcript has a single exon. The record is from RefSeq and is a predicted model, not a curated record. The coding region runs from base 1 to 903 and encodes 300 amino acids. NCBI's taxonomy places the organism in Eukaryota, Viridiplantae, Streptophyta, Magnoliopsida, Fabales, Fabaceae.
AUGAUCACCACAAGUGAUGAGAGGAGUAUGAAUGAAGUAGGACACCUCCAAGACAAUCAAAAGGGAAACCAGGAAGAAAGGAUCCAUGCACCUCAACCUACACUCAAGGAAGAGCUGAAGAAGAAGGAGACACUUAACCCAUAUGCACCCUUUCCCCAAAGGCUUAGAGGUGGUGUAGCAGGAAGAAUGUAUUCAAGAUUCCUCGACAUGUUUGCAUCUCUUGAUGUAAAUAUACCAUUUAUUAAAGCCCUCCAGCAAAUGCCUUCCUACAUAAAGUAUAUAAAGGAGCUAUUAGCCAGAAAGAGUUCAUUGAAAGGUGGACAAACAAUAAGGAUGAAUAGGGAUUGCAGUGCUCUUAUUCAACCAGCGCCACCCACAAAGAGGAAGGAUCCAAGGAGUUUCCAUAUUCCCUGUGCCAUAGGAGAAAUAAUGAUUGAUAAAGGACUCUGUGACCUGGGAGCGAGCAUCAACUUAAUGCCUCUAUCCCUCAUGAAAAAGCUUCAAAUCAAUGAGCUAACACCCACAGAUGUAAUCAUUAAGUUGGCUAACAAAACUCAAAAACAGGCAAUAGGAGUGGUUGAGAAUGUGCUAAUGAAGGUUGGGAACUACUUCCUCCUCACAGACUUUGUUGUCCUGGAAAUGGAUGAGAACUCUAUUUACCCCAUCAUUUUGGGAAGGUCAUUCUUAGCCACAGCCAGAGCACUCAUAGAUGUGAAACGAGGAGAGCUAGUGUUGAGAAUACACGAUGAUCAGCUCACUUUCAAUGUUUUCAACCUCUCACAAGAAGCAGAUCGUGAUAACAAAGAGCUGAUGGAGGAGCCAAACAAGGAAGCACAAGCACCACACAUAAGGACUCCUAGGUUAACAACCAAUGUGAUCAGAAGGAGCAACAGCCAAGUGUAA